Messenger RNA from Brettanomyces bruxellensis, 1896 nucleotides. RefSeq lists its product as uncharacterized. The record is from RefSeq and is a predicted model, not a curated record. Gene Ontology annotation, cellular component: membrane. The coding region runs from base 1 to 1896 and encodes 631 amino acids. The transcript has a single exon. Gene Ontology annotation, biological process: transmembrane transport. Lineage: Eukaryota; Fungi; Ascomycota; Pichiomycetes; Pichiales; Pichiaceae.
AUGUCGGUCCCUUUAGGUACAAUCAUCUACAUUGCAGUGAAGCCGAUCUUCAAGAUAUACUUGAUUAUCGGCGUGGGUGUGCUCAUGGCGAGGCUGAAUGUGUUGACGGUGGACACAUCGAGAAACAUCAGUUCGUUGGCAGUGAUGGUUCUCUUGCCGGCUUUGGCGUUUGAUAAAAUUGUGACAAACAUCGACAACAGCGAUAUCAAGCAGAUUGCGACGAUUGUCAUUGUGUCCUUCUUCAUGAUGGGCUCCGGAAGCAUAGGUACGUUCCUGAUUGGUGCCGCUCUCGGGUGCCCCGUGAGCUGGUACGGUGGACUUUUGUCGUGCGGUCUUUUACCGAACAUUUCUGAUCUCCCGAUUGCAUACUUGCAGUCCAUGGAGAGUUCAAACAUCUUGAAGCAUGUGGACAAGGGAGUCUCGUAUGUGUGCAUCUUCUUGGCGCUCCAGAUGAUAGUGCAGUUCAACUUUGGCGGCUUCAAGUUGAUCGAGUUGGAUUUCCGCAAGCAGCUCAAUUCGGACGACGAGGAGGACGAUUUAGAGCAGGGAGCCGAAAUUGGGGACAGUGACGCCAUUGUGGAUGGUUCGACCCCCGCGGGGGAAACCCACACACCAGGUGAAGGUACCAGCAGUCUGCAGGAAGACUCUGCGGGCUCAACUUUGCUAAAAGAGGCCUUACCGAGCUCCGAGAGCACUUCCGGCGAGGAAAACACAAAAACUGGCGAUGCCAGGCACAGGACAGUGCGGGCAACGUCACCAUCGCCAAGAAUAACGGCUGAAGGACCCCAGGAAGAGGCCGCAGAGCAGGAGGAAACAGCUCCGAUAUCGCCGACAUCGACCCUAAGUUCGCUGGAUUCCAUAAUUGACAAUGCAUCGGUCAAUCCACGCAACAAGGCCCCGGAACCUCUCUACCGCGGGGACAGUGUCGGUGGGCACAGUGCACUAUCGCGGUUGGCAUCAAGGUUGAGCUACAGUUCGGCACUAAGCCGUAAGGCAAGCGUUCCAGACUCGAUCUUGAGCACGACGAAUUCCAGGACCCAGGCCCCGGAGAACAUGGAUGACAUUGUGAGGGUGUACUCGCACUUCAACGAGCUCAAGCAGAGCAAGGAGGAGGAGAAGGAGCGCAAGAGAAUGGAGAAACUCGAGUCUGGCACCAGCAGCACGUCCAGUUCGUCGACUUCGCUGGGUUUGGAGAAGCAGCCGGGCUUAGGCUUUAUUGCCAGGAAGAAGUACCAGCUGCAGAAGGCCAAAAGAGGCCUCCGCAAGACCAAGAAGACCUUGCGGCACCUUGAUUACUGGAAAAUCUUCAAAGAAGCCGUGAAUGUUCUUCUCACGAGUACUUUGAAGCCCUGUUCCGUGGCCGUUGUGCUCAGCAUCAUCGUGUGCAUGAUUCCCUGGGUCAAAGCGCUUUUUGUGUUCACCGACCAGGCCACAAUGCCCAAUGCUCCCGACCACCAACCUGCACUUUCUUUCCUCAUGGACUUCACAUCUUACAUUGGUGCUGCCGAGGUCCCGAUCGGGUUGCUUCUUUUGGGAGGAACCAUAGGCCGGUUGUCCUUGAGUAAGCUCCCCGCUGGAACCUGGAGGACCCCAGUUGGAGUCACGUUCUUUAAGUUGUUUGUGUUUCCAGUCAUCGGAUGUGCUUUGAACUCCAAACUACACAAGGACGGCCUUUUCUACAAUGAGGACAUCCUUUACUUCAUCUGCAACAUCAACUUCUGCCUUCCGCCGGCAACGUCGCUUAUUUACAUCACCGCAUUUUACACGCCCGUUGGCUCAAAGUCCACUUUGCAGAUGGACUGUCUUGCUUUGGCAUAUAUCUUCCACUAUAUAUGCUUGGUUGUGUGCCUACCGUUUGUCACUUCCUACACCAUGAAGGUCGCUUUGGGAUACUGA